This is a messenger RNA of Colossoma macropomum (tambaqui), 1142 nucleotides long. Its product is annotated as claudin-4-like. Gene Ontology annotation, cellular component: bicellular tight junction; plasma membrane. Bases 62 to 718 code for a protein of 218 amino acids. Gene Ontology annotation, molecular function: structural molecule activity. NCBI's taxonomy places the organism in Eukaryota, Metazoa, Chordata, Actinopteri, Characiformes, Serrasalmidae. The record is from RefSeq and is a predicted model, not a curated record. Gene Ontology annotation, biological process: bicellular tight junction assembly; cell adhesion. The transcript has a single exon.
CGAGAACCUCCCUCAGUUUAUGAUAUCUGUGGUGGAGUGAAGCACUUUUCAAGGGUACAGAAUGGUGGCUCUGGGUUUAGAGAUACUGGGCGUCACCUUGGCGACUCUGGGGUGGAUCAUCGGCCUCAUAUCCUGCGUCUUGCCCAUGUGGAGGGUCACGGCCUUCAUCGGCUCCAACAUUGUGACGGCGCAGAUCAUAUGGGAGGGAAUCUGGAUGAGCUGUGCCGUCCAGAGCACGGGGCAGAUGCAGUGCAAGGUCUACGACUCCAUGCUGGCCCUCAGCUCAGACCUGCAGGCCGCCCGGGCUUUGUGCGUGAUCUCCAUAGUGCUGGGGGUGCUCGGGGUUCUGGUCUCCGUGGUAGGGGCCAAGUGCACUAACUGCAUCGAUGAGGAGGGAACCAAGGCCAAAGUAAUGAUCGCCGCCGGAUCGACGUUCAUUUGCGCCGCCAUCAUGCAGAUAAUCCCGGUGUCCUGGACUGCCCAUGCUAUCAUAGUGAAUUUCUACAGCCCGGUGGUGACGGACGCGCAGAAACGAGAGAUAGGCGCCUCUCUCUACCUGGGAUGGGCGGCCGCAGCUCUGCUGCUCAUAGGGGGAGCGAUUCUGUGCUGCAGCUGCCCCCCACGGGAGGAGAAAAGGUACGCUCCACCAAGCAGGAUGGUCUACUCCACCACCAGAUCUGCAGCUCCCAGCGGCUACGACAGAAGGGACUAUGUCUGAGCCAAUGCUUUGCCAAGAGAGAUCUUUGGUAAGAGUCUAACCUUUUACCUGCUUUCAUCAGACUGAUAACAUCCUGACCCAAAAGAGAACAAAGUCUGUGCACUGGAGCACUGUGUGUUUGGAAGCAGGAGCGCAUACGGGCCGAAUAUUUUGUUUCUGUCAUUGUUGUCGUCCAAAGAUCAUUCAGAAGAGUCAUUCUGUAUAUUUUGUCUCUGGUUGCAUAUUAACUGUACAGCAAGGUGGCUAUCACAAUUGUAAAGUGGCUUAAUUUCUCUUUUUCUUUCAGCUGAUGGGAAAUUAAACGUGGUUAUUGUGUUUGUAUGUCUUAUUCCACAAUGGUAGAACAAUUACGCAUGUUUUUUUUUUUUAAAAAGGCCAAGUAAAACUGUAUAUGUGUCUUUGUAUUAAAAUUCAUGCCUGUUAA